AAAACCUAAGAAGAAACUCGCAAAACAAAUUCUUUCUAGCUUUAUCUUCCUUCUUCAUCUCUUUGUUCAUCGUAUUUGUUUUGAUUCUUCGUUAUUAGCUUUCCUUCUCCAUAACCAUAGUUCGCAACUCAUGUGAUCUCAAAACCUACAUCUAAGAUAUAUAUUUCAGAAAGAAGAAAAAAAACAAGUUUCCUGUUGAACGAAGUUGAAUCUCCAUAACCCUAAUCACUUCUCCGUCUAUCUUCUUCUCGAUUCUCUCUUCUUUUUUUUUUUUUCUGAUUUACUAUUGAUUUAUUUUGUUUUUCUGUCGCAGCUGAUAUACUUUGAUAGGGAAUUUGAAAAAGGGAGUAAUUCUUUUGCCAUGCAAUUCUCAAAAGGAUCAGAUACGAUUCAUAAUUUGUUGGUAAACCCUAACCCUAAUGUGUGUUGAUUUCAUUUUCGAGGUAAGUUAUUUUCUCAAAAAAGCAUCUAUUCCAGUUAUUUUAUCCGCCGCAUCCCUUCCUCUUCCUCGCUCUUUCUUAGUCCCCUCCCGGCUUCUGCCUAUUUUUAAUCGUUCUGCUUUCUUUUUCUUUCUGCCAAUUGAGUUAUUUUCCUCUUCGUAUAUUGUAAUAUUGAUUCAGUGUUUUAUUGAUUUGUUAACAGCUGCGAAACGAGAAUUCUCAACCAGGUAUGAAUUUGCUUUCGAUUUUCUUUGUUUGUUUGUUUGAAUAAUGUAAAUUAUGCAAUGGACAGGAUUAGGGUCUUUAAUUGGGGUUAUUGGUCAAUAAUAUUAAGUUCAAAAAUAGCUCUAUGUACUGUGUAUUAUGCAGCUUCCAAUAGAACGGAGCCAAGGAAAAGUAUCUCUAUCAAGCAUUUUUUACUGUUUUUUUUUCCUGAUUUACUUUGCCUGUUUACCAUCUUAGAUUGAAUUGAACGUUGACUUGAGGUUUAUGCUGGCAACUAGGAGGAUCUUGGUAGGACUUCCUGUAAGUUUACACUUUCUGUAUGGGUGAUAGAAAUCAAGUCACCUGGAUAGCGUAUGUAGAUGUAGUGAUAUCUAUACUAUAGAUGUUUGCUACAAAAUUUAGUCUUCGUGACUGUUAUGUGCAAACUCUUUUGUGUUGUCCACUAUAUAGUUAGUUAGGUUUGCUAAACAUAACGUUGUCAGGACUGAAUUAGGUCUCCUGGCAGGAUCAAGAUAUUUUUGCUUUGUAGGUACCUUGAAAGCGUACUGAUUUGUACUAAUGGUUGCGGGAAUGGGAGCGCAUAUGAUAAUAGAGAAUUGGGGUCCAUGUGCUAUUGGUUGCGGCAAUGAGGCAGCUGGCAAGUACUGAUUUGGAGCAAUGAUUGCUGCUACAAGUUGUGUUGUGUUUAGAGAGGCAAAUAUAAGGAACGUAGAUGAAGGUAUAUCAAAAUCUAUGUAAAUUUGGUAUGAACACUCAUUUUUGGUUCAGCACAUAUUUUAAGAUUUAACAUUUAUAUGAAACUCAAGACCAUAAGCAUGUUUGGUAUCUCCACUACGUACGUAGCAUGUCAAAUGGUAGUACGACUAUCCAGGGGAUAUUGAUAAUGCUUUUUCAUGUGAGGUAUAGCCAAAUUCUAAGCUUCUCUUAUGGUUAAUUUAUUAAGACUAAAAGUGGAAAACUGUUUAUUGGACCAAAAGUGAUUGGAUUUUUGUUUUUGCUGACCAAGGGAGAAAAAUUUAGUAAUCCAGUUGCUGACUGAGGGAGAAACACUUUCUCAUUCAUUCAUGCUCUAUUCUCCCCGCUGCAGAGAGAAAAAACUGCUGCUCUUGACUGAAAUUGGUUAGCAUUUGUACAUCUAAAGUUUGUUGCAUUGGAAAACAUAUUUCUUUAGAUGUAUUAAUGCUAAACCAAUUCAAGCUAGGAGAACUAAUAAAAUGCCAGUUUAUACUGUUGCUAAGCUAGCUUCAGCUUCAAGUAAAGGUAAUUAGUCAUAUUUUUUUAUGUAGCAGUCAUCUCAAUGUUCAUUUAUAGCCUAUACCCAUAAUAAACUAAUUUUGGUUUGAUUUUCAUACUGAUUUAGCGAGUAAAAAUCGAUUCAUAACAGUGUGAUUGGGAGUUGAAGUACUUCUGUACUUGGUAUUGUUAUGUUUUUCUUAAGUAACAAUAUAGUGGUCUGCUUACACAAUCAAAAUAAACAUUUUUAUAGUAUCUCUUAGUGUCUUCCAAUGGCUAAAUUAGACAGGGAAUAUUUACUUAAACAUCGAGUUGAUUUCCAUUAUUUCCUUAGUUUUCAUUUCUGAGUAUGUGCAUCUUUCCACUGAAUGCAGUUGAAAGAUUUACUAUUACUUUAAAUAUUUACUGAAUGCAGUUGUAAUUACUCCCUGAAUGGGUAAUUUAAUUGUAGUGAAAAUCUGAAAUUUACUUCCUUAAUCUAGCAAUCAUGUGCUCUUUAACUCUGUUAAUUAUUUUAUGGGUAUUAAGGUUCUGUAGCCUGUAGGUGUGUUUUGUCAUGCAUAUCAUGUACGAUUAGGCAUAGGCCUAAUUUAAAACUAAAUUGUUUUAUUGAUUGAUUCUCCGUUGCUUCUUAUGACAGUGCAGUAGGUUGAGUAGUGGAGAUAAAAAUUUGGUCAUAUGUACUCUUUCCCUUUGCCUAAUUCCCUGCUUUCUUCAUACGUAAGGAGAGCACUGUUCAGGAACAAACUGAUUGUCAUGACAUCUAAUGUGGUAUCUAGUGCUAUAUAUAGCAUAUUUCCAGUAGGCGCCAGAAAAAGAACGCCAUGCAGUUAUUUCAAUUUAGAUUGUACUAACAAAAUAAAAGUCUGAAGUCUAAUGUAUUUCUCGAAUCUGCUCAACGCUAGCGGCACUGUUUCUCAAAAUUACCGUGAAAGAAUAGUGUUUGUGGGGUACAUAAAGCAAAGCCCCAACUUUUUUGGCGUAGAUAAAAGGAAAGCCCCAACUUCGACUUUUCUUUGGAUGGAGAAUCUGAGCCCGUGCAGUUACAGAGAGGAUGUGGUGCAGAUUACAGAGAGGGUUCUUACUACGCUAAUAUAUGAACUACUUUGAGUACGUGCCCACAAUGUCAUUUUGGUUAUCGUUGAUGCAGCCAUAUUAUGGAAUGCCAAUGAGUAUUACAGCCAAUAUUCCUUCAUGAUAUCUUAUAUUUUCCAACACUGAUGGAGCAUUAGUGCACCAUAUAUAUCUGGACCUUAUCAUAAGCAUGCAUAUUUUCUGAUAUUCGGAUAUUGAUGUGGUUACCUUGCAGAUCUAUAAAUCUCACUGAAAUGUCAUUCUAUGCAACUGUGCAUACCUUUUAUAUUGAUCUGUGUAUCGUAUGUAAGUACCACAAAGACGUGAUAAAUCUGGAAGAAGUUGAGAAGAGAAGGAAAAAGAAGGUUGGAAAUCAAGCUUACCUUAAUUCAAAUAUGUCCAUACUCACUCCAGUGAAGUGUACCUCAUGUGAAAGAUUGGAGUCCAAGAUGUUUGGAUUUAUAAGUAGACACUGGUACUCACUGGGCUUCACAAAAGGGACAAAGCUCUCUACAAUGGAUACAAGACUGAAUGCCAAAAGUAGUACGGAAAUUUUGAGACGUUUGAGAAAAGGUGCAAGACUAAGUUUGGAGCAGGAGAAUAGAACAGUAGCAGAUGAAAAUGUGGUUUUAUGGACCAAGUUUAGUAAGUUGGUAAAUGUUGCUAAAUGUUAAUGGCAUUGCAUUUGCUUCUGGAAGCAUAGCAUGUGGGUUUCCUAGCUUUUUUCAUAUUUUAUAGAUGCUGCGUCUACUUACAGAACUUGCACACUAAAUGUCGGCAUCAGGGUUGUGUAAUGCAGUCUUUGGUGCGUUGUGAUUGUUCCUCUCAUGACACCUUUUUACGUCUUUGGAAACACUAGCGACGUUAAUUCUCAUACUGAUUUAAUAGUAAGUUGUAUAGUCUCUUUGCCAUAAAUUACUGGCUAGGGUACUCAUGCAGAGAGUGAAAGAUCCCCAUGUGCAAGAAAAGGAUCGACUAUAUUAAGUGAUGAAGGAAGACACCUUUUUGAAGCCAUAUCACAGCCAAUCAAACUUCAAUACAUUUAAGGAUAUUAAUUAUAGAAUCAUUAUGUAUACAAUAUACUUAAUCCUUAAGCUCUGAAAAUGUAUAUUUCGUGAGAGUAUAAUGUCUAAGUUCUUAUUAGUUUUA
This is a messenger RNA of Papaver somniferum (opium poppy), 4121 nucleotides long. RefSeq lists its product as uncharacterized. Bases 3191 to 3646 code for a protein of 151 amino acids. Lineage: Eukaryota; Viridiplantae; Streptophyta; Magnoliopsida; Ranunculales; Papaveraceae. The transcript is spliced from 5 exons. The record is from RefSeq and is a predicted model, not a curated record.